Molecule: messenger RNA, 1424 nt
Organism: Colossoma macropomum (tambaqui)
Lineage: Eukaryota; Metazoa; Chordata; Actinopteri; Characiformes; Serrasalmidae
Gene: lsm14b
Product: LSM family member 14B
Molecular function (GO): mRNA binding
Source: RefSeq, a predicted model, not a curated record
CUUUUAGAGGCCUCGUGCGGGUGAAAAUGUGAGCUUAGCUUGCGAGUUUAGGAGAUUUAGGGAAUGUUAAAGCUCCAUUUGAGCGGGUUUUGUCGUUGGUAAACUGCAUUAGAGUCGCUGAAGUCAGUAUGAGCUCCGGCACGCCGUACAUCGGCAGUAAAAUCAGCCUCAUCUCGAAGGCGCAGAUUCGCUAUGAGGGAAUAUUGUACACUAUCGACACAGACAACUCCACUGUGGCCUUAGCGAAAGUGAGGUCCUUUGGAACCGAGGGGCGACCUACUGACCGGCCUGUGCCACCGAGGGAUGAAGUCUUUGACUACAUAAUCUUCAGAGGAAGUGACAUUAAAGACAUCACUGUCUGUGAGCCUCCAAAGCUGCACCAUGGUUUGCCUCAGGAUCCUGCGAUUGUUCAGUCUUCUGUGGGCAGCUCGUCCAUAUCGUAUGGUCCUCCCGGCGGGUAUAGUCCCUACAGAACUGUGAUGCCUUCUUAUAACCAGCUUGCUGCCAGCUCUCUGCUCAACCAGCAGUACGCGACUGCUCUAGGCCUGGGUACAGGUCUGCAUGGCCCUGUAAGAAGAGGUCCGAUGGUUGAGCAGGCCGUCCAGACGGUUCCUGUGGAGAAAGCGGCUCCGAAGAAAGGUCUGCCUGCAGCGCCGCAGCAACAGCAGGGACGAGACGGCGGCAGAGCGCAGAGAGCCGGCAGGGGGAGCCCUCAGACACAGCGUGGUGGUGGGACCAGCAAUGUCACAGCUGCUCAGCAGGAUGACUUACAAGGACAAAGUCAAGCUAAUGACAAGAACAGGCUGCCACAGAGGAGGAGACAGGGCAAUCGUAGGUCCAGGAACCGCAGCCGUGGUCAAAUCAUUGUGGGCACAGCAAAGCCUACCACCCUUCAGUUUGAGUCAGACUUUGACUUUGAAACAGCCAACGCCCAGUUCAACAAGGAUGACCUUGCGAAGGAGCUUCAGGACAACCUGAGUAUCAAAGAGUCUAAAGAGGAGAAGGUGGACUCUGGAGUGGAGACCCAGAGCAGUGAGGGAGCGGUGGAAGAGGUGUUUGGCCCAAAGUGUUUCUACAACAAGGCAAAGAGCUUCUUUGACAACAUCUCUUCAGAACUCCAGGCAAGACGUACGACCUGGGCAGAAGAGCGUAAGCUGAACGUGGAGACUUUUGGAGUGCCUGGACGGUUCUUGAGGGGCCGUGGUUUCCGUGGUGGUUUCCGAGGACGACGGGGCAGAGGGAUGAACCAGCGUUUGCCCGCUCCACAGGCAGUAGGAAGUGGCAGGCUGUGAGCAUUAGUGAGUACUGUUUUUAAGCACAAUUUAUAUAUUUAAAAAAAUAAGCUUUAAAGCCUUGAACCUUUUCAAGUGGAUUAAUCUUCAAGAUUGGGCAUAAAAUACACAUGUACAAAGCAGGUCCUGGGA